Messenger RNA from Cheilinus undulatus (humphead wrasse), 953 nucleotides. RefSeq names its product peroxiredoxin 4 (gene prdx4). The coding region runs from base 102 to 887 and encodes 261 amino acids. The record is from RefSeq and is a predicted model, not a curated record. Gene Ontology annotation, cellular component: cytosol; endoplasmic reticulum. Gene Ontology annotation, molecular function: thioredoxin peroxidase activity. NCBI's taxonomy places the organism in Eukaryota, Metazoa, Chordata, Actinopteri, Labriformes, Labridae. The transcript has 7 exons. Gene Ontology annotation, biological process: response to oxidative stress; hydrogen peroxide catabolic process; cellular response to stress.
ACGAAGAAGAGGAGGAGAAGGAAGAAGACUCUUCAAAACCCUGCCAACAACCUGAAACGCGUUGCCAUUCUGCGGCUUCGUCCUCUCCACCCAGCAGCGACAUGAAGUUUGUGCCCCACUCAGUCAUGAAGAAGGAGCUUCUGUGCGCCGCUGGCUUCCUCCUCUUCCUCAGCAGCACAGUCACGUCUGCAGAGGAAGGAACUAACGUGAAAAACUCCCAGUGUCACAACUACGCGGGAGGACACGUAUAUCCCGGAGAGGCUUCCCGUGUGCCUGUGUCUGACCAUUCCCUGCACCUCAGCAAAGCCAAGAUUUCAAAGCCAGCACCACAGUGGGAAGGAACAGCCGUCAUCAACGGUGAAUUCAAGGAGCUGAAGCUGUCAGACUACAAAGGCAAAUAUCUGGUCUUUUUCUUCUACCCCCUCGACUUCACAUUUGUUUGUCCCACUGAGAUCAUUGCAUUCAGCGAUCGUGUGCAUGAGUUCAAAGCCAUAAAUACUGAGGUGGUCGCCUGCUCCGUGGACUCCCAGUUCACACACCUGGCCUGGAUAAAUACACCCAGGAAGCAGGGCGGUCUUGGACCAAUGAAAAUCCCUCUGUUGUCUGACCUAACUCACCAGAUUUCUAAAGACUAUGGCGUCUAUCUGGAGGACCAGGGUCACACUCUGAGGGGACUCUUCAUCAUUGAUGACAAAGGCGACCUGAGGCAGAUCACCAUGAAUGAUCUUCCAGUGGGACGAUCUGUGGACGAGACUCUGCGGCUGGUGCAGGCGUUCCAGUACACUGACAAACACGGAGAAGUGUGUCCAGCAGGAUGGAAGCCAGGCAGUGACACAAUCAUUCCCGACCCUUCAGGCAAGCUCAAGUAUUUUGAUAAAUUGAACUGAUCCAUCAUCCUUGUCUGUGAAAUCCAAAUAAAAUGAAAGAACGAAUAAACUGUGUUUUCCAAAAAA